This is a messenger RNA of Aspergillus sclerotioniger CBS 115572, 3381 nucleotides long. RefSeq names its product putative histone acetyltransferase. Lineage: Eukaryota; Fungi; Ascomycota; Eurotiomycetes; Eurotiales; Aspergillaceae. Gene Ontology annotation, molecular function: histone acetyltransferase activity. Bases 126 to 3368 code for a protein of 1080 amino acids. The record is from RefSeq and is a predicted model, not a curated record. Gene Ontology annotation, biological process: regulation of DNA-templated transcription. The transcript has 4 exons.
CUCUCGCGGGGAGCUUGAAUAGCCUCGACUGCCGGGCUGCCUAGUACUACGAAUAUUCCCCCCCCCCCUAUUUCCUCCGAGGCGACCAUUCGCCCACCGCCCAGGUGACUGCCGUGACAGACACCAUGCCACCUAACGUACCCACUGCCAACGAAGACCCCGAGCCGAAAACCCCGGCGGACAUGGUGGAUAGUGACCAGGACGCAGAAGGCGAAGAGGAGACCGACUUGUACCAAAUGGACCAACAGCUCCAGGACGCCGUACACCGCGCCUUCACGGGAGAGGCCGCGGAAGAUGCUGCGACUGGUGACCCCGGAGACGACCAGGACGCGGAAGGGGAGCCAGAUACCGACAUGAUUCUGGACGGCGAUCAGAAUGAUGCUGAGCCGGUGGGCGCGGUCAAACUUCCUCAAAACGGUUCGGCUGUCGACGAUGAGGAAGCGGCUUCCGGAACCGCUGACGCGGAUGCAGAUCCGGCCUUCGACAAUCAGAGUGACAGCGACCAGGAGGCCUCCCGUUCUUCGUCAAGCAGCCAGGAAUCGGAUGACGAGGAAUGGGAGGGUGAAAGCAAUGACCACGAGGAUGCGGAGGCGGAGAUCCUAAUCCGCGGCAACUGCAUCUUCUGUGACCAAGACGAAGACAAUGACCCAAGUGAAGAGUAUGAGGAAUAUUUGGCUUGCGCCGUCUGUGGCGAUCAUUCUCAUCGGCAGUGUGCCCGCGAGCAAAACGCCCUCGAUGAUGUAGAAGAUGGCAAUCCUUGGAGAUGUCCCACCUGCGUCCGUGAGAAGCUGAAGCCCAGCUCGGAAGAGGACGCCCCGACGCAACGCAAGAACCGAGAGAAGAACAUGCGCAAGGAGCUUCUACCGGCCCACACUGGAGAGGACGGCUCAGACUUCCAUUCGAUCUUCAACACGGUCACCGUCAAUGAAGAACUCUUGAAUAGCUCGCGGUCGCUUCGUAAAAGAAAGACCAUGUCUCUCUCCGCCGAGUUCGAGGAACAUACCCCCGCCCUGCGCAAGCGACAGCGCCAGUCCCCGCUGCGCUUCGACCGCGGAGUCUCGCGCGAGCAAUUGGCUGAAACCCACGAUGUUUUGUCGCCGGUGCGGACUCGUUCGCGACGCACGCGCCGGACCGAGCAAGAACACUGCCGCGUGGUGUUGAAACAGUUCGAGCGGCUCGUGCUGGCUUUCCGUCUCAACGAGUCCAAGUUGUCGAAGAUAUUCAAUGCGCAUACCAGGUCCCAGAACAGAAGCCGGAGGACCCCCAAGCCUGCCCCAGUCGUCCACGAGUCCCAGGCUCAUUUUGCGCCGAUCACACCCGCUUCUUACUACACCCCAUUUCUAUCUUUUAGUGACCGUGAAACGGACGAGUUGAAGGGUAAACCGUACGGGGGUAUCUUGUCCGAAGCCGAUGCAGAUACCUCUAAAACACUGCCGACACAUCUCGACCGCGAAAGGUUCGAGAAAGCUCGUCAAAAAGCGGAAGAAGAAUGGCAAAAACGAGCCCUGGCCGCCGAGAAUACCGGAGAAACCGUACAGCAUGCAUCGCAGAAGGUGUCUGGCCCCCCUUCUAGAAUCAAAUACAUCAACUUUGGCGGUUACGAGAUUGAGACCUGGUACGCCGCCCCAUACCCUGAGGAAUACAGCCGCAAUCGGAUCCUCUAUAUCUGCGAAUUCUGCUUGAAAUAUAUGAAUUCGGACUACGUCGCAUGGCGUCACAAGCUUAAAUGCCCGGCAAAGCACCCUCCGGGCGACGAGAUUUACCGUGAAGGCUCCAUUUCGAUCUUCGAAGUGGACGGCCGGAAGAAUCCGGUCUAUUGUCAGAAUCUCUGCUUACUCGCCAAAUUGUUCCUGGGGUCCAAAACGCUCUACUACGAUGUCGAGCCGUUUCUGUUCUACGUGAUGACGGAGUUUGAUGAUUUGGGAUGCCACUUUGUGGGUUAUUUUAGCAAAGAAAAGCGCCCGAGUUCAGCCAACAACGUUUCUUGCAUCCUCACACUGCCCAUCCAUCAACGCAAGGGCUACGGGAAUCUUCUCAUUGAUUUUUCGUACCUACUUACGCGCAUAGAAGGCAAGACGGGUUCCCCCGAGAAACCUCUAUCCGACAUGGGCCUGGUUUCGUAUCGAAACUACUGGCGGCUCAUUUUAUCGUACCAGCUACGUGAUCAGAAGGCGCCGCUGAGUAUCACCGAUCUUUCAGAGCGGACGGGAAUGACCGCCGACGACAUCGUAUCCGGCUUGGAAGCAUUGCGUGCGCUGGUCCGAGAUCCGGUGACCAAGGCCUACGCAUUGCGCCUGGACUACCAAUACUUUGAAGAGUGCAUCGCCAAUUGGGAAACCAAAGGCUAUGUGCAGCUCAACCCUGACGCACUGGUUUGGACACCCUAUAUCAUGGGUCGGAGCAACCAGUCCCAGUUCGAUCGGGCCCCGUUACACGCCGUGGCACCUCGAGAGGGACUGGAAGAGGAAGAAAGCGAGGAUGUAAAGGAGUCGGGCAACGAGGAAGAACGGCAAUCACCCGCGGAUGUUGACGGGUCCAAGGACGAUGGCCCUGGUCCGAUGGCGAAUGGGACCAAGGAGGUGCAGCUUCCGACAGAGCCUGCUGGUCCCCCUUCCACCGAUCGCCUCGGUCAUGUCAAUGGCUUCCGUCACCCAACCACGACGUCCGCGGGCUCGAGUACGCCCGCUGAGUCGAACCCUGCUGGGGAUGUACCCGCCUGGCGAUUCGAGAUAUAUCCUCCUGUGCAAGCGCCGGCCAGCAAACGGCGUCCCGGCCGACCGUUUGGUAGCAAGACCGCCAAGAUCCCUGGCACACCGAUUCCUGUGCGCACUAGUGGUCGCAAUACUCCCAGGCGAACGUCCGUGUUGGCGUCGGUGACCCCCUCGGCCAAUCCACAGAGUGUUCGACGCGGUCGUAGCGCGAAGCUGAUCGACUCGCCUGCGGUGGAAUCGACCAGCGUGGAGCCCGAUGGCAUCGGCAACGAGCCAUAUGAUGACAUGGAGAAUAUACCCGCCGACAGCCAAGCGAUCUCGUCUCAGGUCCAUGUAUCGACCGAGACCGCACUGACCAACCACGCUGUCGGUGAGGAUGAACUGCCCACGUCGAACGACUCUUCGGACCCCGGAAAUGACCAGGAGAAUGACCCCACCGAGCAUCCUGCGGUCGAGCCCGUCACCCCUUCCAAAGGCAAGGCAGUCGAGGGAAAGGCAAAGCUCUCCAAGUCAGUUAGCCGCAAGUCCUACGUGGAGAAGCUGGAGCUCGUGGUGGCAGCCGAGGACACCGCUCUCUCGACGCACGAGAACGGCGUUGUCGACAAGGCCCCGGUCAACGGCAUGGAUGCAGACGGUGACACGGUGAUGGAGACCUAAAAGUCAGACAUAC